AUGGGAAACCUUAAAAGGGCAUUUAAAAUUUUCUAAGACUCAAUUGCUAUGCAACUAAAUUAAUCUGAAAGAAACUGGCUAUAGAUUGCUUUUACAAUAAACUAAAUUGGACUACUUUACUUGAAAUCUAGAAGCUAUAAAAAGGCACUAUCAUAUCUAUUAGAAUCACUUAACAUUGCAAAGAAAUGUGAAAAUACCAAUUAAAGAUUAAUUGCCAAUUACUUCAACAACAUAGGUUUGUGCUAUUUAAAGCUUUCUAAUUAUGAAAAAGCUUUAAAAUACAUCAAUUAAUCACAUGAAUUAAGAAAAUAAAUAUUUAAAGGUAAUCAUCCUGAUAUUUUAGAUUCUUUAAAUAGCUUAGGUUUAUUUUACUCUGACUUAAAUGAAAAAAAUCUAGCUUUAAAAUACUUUGACUAGUUGAUCUAAAAUAGAGAAAAAUUGAAUGAAGAAAAUAAUUUAUUUAAAGCAAACUUACUAAAUAAUAUUGGAUGUUAUUUACUCAAAUGUGGAAAUACUAAAUAAGCCAUAGAAUAUUUGCAAAAAUCCUACCAAAAGAGAAAAUUUGUAAGUGAAAAAAAUCUUAAAAUAAUUGCUGAAUCUGCCAACAAUAUUGGUGUAUGCUAUUAAUAUCUAAAUGACAAAGAAAAAUCAAUUUAAUAUUUAAACUAAUCGCAUAGUAUUUUUUAAAAAUAUGAAUAAGAUUUUCAUUUUAUCUAUGCUACUUCUCUGAGCAACUUAGGUUAACAUUAUCAAGAGUUUGGUGACUAUUAAAAAGCUUAAGAAAGCCUUAAAGAGUUUUAAUGUGGUGCUAUCAUUGUAAACAAAUUAAAAUGA
Messenger RNA from Tetrahymena thermophila SB210, 834 nucleotides. Its product is annotated as tetratricopeptide repeat protein. Gene Ontology annotation, molecular function: protein binding. The transcript is spliced from 2 exons. NCBI's taxonomy places the organism in Eukaryota, Ciliophora, Oligohymenophorea, Hymenostomatida, Tetrahymenidae. The record is from RefSeq and is a predicted model, not a curated record.